This is a messenger RNA of Ectocarpus sp. CCAP 1310/34, 1090 nucleotides long. The record is from the annotation of a GenBank genome assembly. Lineage: Eukaryota; Phaeophyceae; Ectocarpales; Ectocarpaceae.
AUGCGAGAAGAGUUCAGCACUCUCGUCCCUCUGUGUACACACGCACUAGCGCUAUCCACUAGGUCAGGAGCGGAAGCGAGAGAAAAACUCACUUUGCAAGAAAAGCUCGCUUACUCCGGGAUUCGUACCCCUGACCUGACCUCUAGAAGGUUUCGAAGUUACCAACUAGACCACAAGGGCGACCGGCAAUUUAAGUACAGAAAAAUCAUCUCCUAUCGCUUCGCCAUCGAACUCGCCAUCAAACGAGGAGGGAGCAGGUGGCGACGAGCUGAACUGGGCUGGUUGACCAUUCGGCGCGAGAAUUUUUAUUUUUUGUCAGACCAAGAACCUUGAGUGCAAUGAGGGAGAAAGCGAGGAACGGACUGGGAAGGACAGCAACGAGAGCGUGUACGGACGGAGCAGGUCGAGUGGCGUUUUGCCCGGGCUGACUACAGCGGCGCCGGAUGGAGCAGUGGCACCGGAGCAUGCGGGCGACAUCGACCCGUGGCGCACGGAUAAACAUUUCUAUCUGUGUUGCCAAUUUUUUCCGUUUUUUUUCUGACUUUCUGUGUUGGUUUUGUGUGAUGACGUCGUAACCGGUUUUUUUGUAGAGACCCGUCAGAGAUGGCGUGGCUAACCCGGGUGCCUUGGUUAUGUGCCUGAUCGUGGAAGACCCCUUCAAUGUGGAACGAUUCUUAGCUAUUGUCGAUAUUUUCACUGCGUGCCUAACACAGACGAUCGGGAGAGGUUCGGGUGAUUGUCCAUUGCAAUCAUGGCUUUGGUUGGUUGUUCUUUUUCACUGUACGUCCGCAGACACAUUCUGACAGCACUUCAGACAGCAGCUUUGUGCCCCGCCAGCUUCUUGUUCCAUGCCUACCAUGGUGUUUUUGUACAGACAGCACUUCAGACAGCAUUAUGCUGUAGUCGGCAAUCUUCCGUUUUGGUAUAGAGUGGGACAGGGAGGGGGUGAUGCUACUGUAGUCGAACGGUGGGACGGACGUGCAGUUCAGUUUUUGGGCACGCAUACGGUGCUGCAGGGAUUUUUAGGUGUACUUCUUCGGGCUCUUGGAUACCUUUUUCUCGUUAUAUGUGUGCGUGUUCUUUAGAUCCU